Messenger RNA from Schizosaccharomyces japonicus yFS275, 603 nucleotides. RefSeq names its product rho family GTPase Rho2. Gene Ontology annotation, molecular function: GTPase activity; GTP binding; G protein activity. The transcript has 9 exons. Bases 1 to 603 code for a protein of 200 amino acids. Gene Ontology annotation, biological process: negative regulation of glucose mediated signaling pathway; positive regulation of cell integrity MAPK cascade; establishment or maintenance of cell polarity. NCBI's taxonomy places the organism in Eukaryota, Fungi, Ascomycota, Schizosaccharomycetes, Schizosaccharomycetales, Schizosaccharomycetaceae. Gene Ontology annotation, cellular component: old growing cell tip; membrane; cell division site. The record is from RefSeq and is a predicted model, not a curated record.
AUGUCACAGGAGCUUCCUAUUCGAAGAAAACUCGUUGUAAUUGGCGAUGGUGCCUGUGGAAAAACGUCUCUCCUUUCUGUUUUUACAUUGGGUUAUUUUCCAACGGAAUACGUCCCAACGGUUUUUGAGAACUAUGUUUCGGACUGCAGGGUUGACGGAAAAUCUGUUCAACUCGCGUUAUGGGACACAGCUGGCCAAGAGGAAUAUGAGCGUUUACGUCCUCUGUCCUAUGCAAAGGCCCACAUCAUCCUAAUUGGUUUUGCCAUUGAUUCUCAGGAUUCACUCGAAAAUGUUUCUACUAAGUGGAUCGAAGAAGUUAACAAUCUAUGCCCAAAUGUUCCAUACAUUCUUGUUGGCAUGAAGGCAGAUCUGCGUUCAGACCCCGUGGCCAUUGAAGAGAUGCGUCGCAGAAAUAAAAGCUUUGUCAAACCGCAGCAGGCUGAAAUUGUUGCCCAGAGAAUCGGUGCAAGGAAGUACAUGGAAUGUUCCUCGUUAACUGGCGACGGUGUUGACGAUGUUUUUGAAGCAGCUACACGAGCUGCCUUGACAGUUCGUGAUAGCGAAGUUGCCAAAACAAGCACAAAGUGCUGCAUUAUUUUGUAA